Molecule: messenger RNA, 2611 nt
Organism: Dinoponera quadriceps
Lineage: Eukaryota; Metazoa; Arthropoda; Insecta; Hymenoptera; Formicidae
Gene: Syt4
Product: synaptotagmin-4
Exons: 6
Coding region: 166-1503 (445 amino acids)
Biological process (GO): regulation of calcium ion-dependent exocytosis; vesicle fusion; regulation of dopamine secretion
Cellular component (GO): membrane; synapse; axon
Molecular function (GO): calcium-dependent phospholipid binding; clathrin binding; SNARE binding
Source: RefSeq, a predicted model, not a curated record
CGCCCGACGUAGACGUAGACGGCGUAGAGUGCCGCGGACGACGGGCCGCACGCCGCCCGUAAAUAUUCCUCCGGUGCUUCGUGACCGACAGACUUACGCGGAUAAAGCCGUCCUUUCAGCGACAGCGAACAGCAACAGCAGCAGCGGCAACAGCAGUAGCUGAAGAUGGUCAGCGGAGUGACGGAAGGUGGACCUCUGAUUCGACCCGUCGAGCCCGUCUCGACGGCGACGCUGGUGACGCUAUGCAUCGGCGCCGCUUUCCUACUUUGCGCCGUCGCGAUGACCUGGUGGCUCUGCCGACGGCGUCGCGAGCACACCAAGCUGAGCUCCGACAAAUCCCUGGCGUUCAGACCGCCGCACCGGAAGCCCACGGCGGUUAAGAGCCCCGGCAGCACGAGCCAUUACCUGAAGAAGAGCCCGUCGCCGACGGGGCCGGCCAAGAGCCCUCCCGGCUCCGGCGGGCAAACGCCGAGCCCGACGGGAUCGCAGUCCUCGAACCCGGCGUCGCAACCCCGAACGCCGCAGAGUGCAGGUACACCUGUGCAAACGCCGCCGGUCGAAGUUGCCGUGAGCAUAGAAAACGAGCGCGACAAAGCCGAGCUGGAGAACAACGAGAAGGUAGAGCGCGAGAAGAGCCAAACAGCCGAAAACGACAAGGACAACCUGGGCCAGCUCGUCUUCAAGCUGCGAUACCGCAGCGAGCAAAACGCGCUCGCCGUCACGGUGGUGAAAUGCAAGGGGCUGCCUGCCAGGGGCCAGCAGAAUGCCACCAGCGAUCCUUACGUGAAGCUGCAGUUGCUGCCCGAUAAGCAGCAUCACGUGAAGACCAGAGUGCUCAGAAAUACGAGGGACCCGGUGUACGACGAAGAUUUCACGUUCUUCGGCAUAUCGCAGAGCCAGCUUCAGAAAAUCAGCUUGCACUUCAUCGUGCUGAGUUUCGAUAGAUACUCGCGCGACGACAUCAUCGGAGAACUGACGUGCGCUCUAUCAUCGGUGCCUGGUCUGGAGGACGCGGAUAAUCAAGAGAUAUCUCUCUGUCGAAAAAUAUGCCCCAGGAGUCUGAAGAUACAAUCGCAAGGCAGAGGAGAGUUGCUGGUGUCUCUGUGCUGGCAACCGGUCACCAGCCGGCUGACGGUGGUGGUGUUGAAGGCGCGCAACCUACCGAAGAUGGACGUGACCGGGCUCGCCGAUCCGUACGUGAAGAUUUACCUUCUAUACAAUCAGCAACGCAUCGCCAAGAAGAAGACGCACGUGAAGAAACGUACGCUCAGCCCGGUGUUCAAUGAGUCCUUCGUCUUCGACAUACCGAACGGCGCGGACGGGCUGAACAACGUUAGCUUGGAGUUCAUGCUUCUGGAUUGGGAUAGAGUUACGAAGAACGAGGUGAUCGGCCGACUCGAGUUCGGUGGACCAAAGUGUCAAGGCUCCGCUGUGAACCACUGGAAGGAGGUGUGCAGCUCACCGCGACGACAGAUAGCCGACUGGCACAAAUUGCGGGAGUAACUAGUCUCUCUCUCUCUCUCUCUCUCUUUCUCUCACUCACUCACUCACUCACUCACUCACUCACUCUCUCCCUCUCUCUCUCUUUCUCUCUCUGGCCCUACGUAUCAGCCCGAACCCCCCGUCUCUGAUUUCCUUACUUCCCCAUAUCUCUCUCUACCGUGAAACCACCGGUCCGACCCUUGAAACCCUACGACGAGGUAGGGCGUCUGUUUUGUAAACCUAAUACUCGAUGUAUAUUAGGCUUGAAGCGAACGGCUCGUCCACCCAUGAUCGCCGUCACCGUGCGGCGGGAAAUCGAUUCAUUGACAUUCAGGAUCAUUGAGUUACACUCCUCAUAAUUUUACGUUUUUCGAGUCAGAUAACUUUCAGUCCCGGAAGAGGACGGAAACGUCGACCGUUAAUGAGUUGAUACACGGCUGAUGGUCGCGAGAGGCUGAUCAAGGGGACGUAACGACGAGCGAUUGCGGGGUGACAGCUUGCAGGAUGCUUUACGAUAUAAAUAUAGUCAUUAAGAUUCCCGACCAGUUGACGAAACGAGACCACGGAGUUCCGGUGCGUGCGAAGCGAUCGGCUUGCCGAUUCUUAGACGUCGCGUCCUACCGAUGAAAAUGAGACAAACCUCCUUACCUCCCGUACAGCACAGACCUUCAGGGGUAACGUCCUAAAGACGUCCACGGGACGUCCUACAUCCCUACGUCCUAAGGACGUCUGUCGGACGAAGUGUGCUCUAGGGGCUCCUCGGCCGGAAUUUAGCUGAACGUGAAUGAAGUAAAAGUACCAAUGUCUGAACACGUGCCUGAUCUGUGGACAUUUUUAGAGUUUUGAUCUUUAAAUAUGAAUAUAUUAAUCUUUAAACAUAAAAUAUUUGUAUAUAUUCAAUAUAUGUAUAUAUGUUCCAUGUUGAAAGUUUGUACACUCAGAAAAAGGUUUCGUUAGAUUUUUCUGUUUAUCUGACUAAAAUUUGUUUCGUGACAGCAACAUGUACGAAAUAUUAUUCGUUGGAGUAAAAAUUUUAUUGUCCCAUUCGAGGAAACUCGGUUAUUUGACAGAAAGAACGCUAUUAUUUGAAAUGAUAUCUUUCAAUUAAAGAAAAUAUUAUUUGGUUACA